GCCAUUUCUCCAUUGAUUGCGUCUACUCCUGGCAGUGAGAUCUGCGCUGUGGCUUCUCACCAUGACCUCCGCCUGAGGCUUCCAGUCCCGGCCGCGACCAGCACGGAGAUGGUGCCCGGAGAGGACAGUCCGCUGGUACCCAGAGAGGGGAUGUUUUGGACCUGCCGACAGAGUAUCUUCAAUGAGAUGAAGAAGAAGUUCUCUCAGAUUGAAAAUGCUGCCGAUGAGCCGAGGGUGCUGUGCAUAGUACAAGACACCACCAGCUGCAAAACCGCCAACGGGCGCCUCACCCUCAACCUCCCGGCCUCCACCUCUGUGCGCCAGCUGUUUGAGGAUGUGGCCGGCAAAGUGGGCUACGUCAGCGGGACAUUCGGCCUGAAGUGGGCCAAUGGAGACAUGAGCGAGCUGGACGCCUCCCAGGACCAGUCGUUACUAGAUGCUGGAUUUGAGGCAGGAAAGAAGAAUUUCCUUCACUUAACUGAUAAGAACGGGGAGCAGCCUCAGCUGACAUCAGAUGAGUCUGGGACGGCAGACAGCAGCGGCCUGGAUGACAGCACCCAAGAAAAGUUCAUUGGGCCCCUCCCCAGGGAUGGCUCUGUGGGCUGCAGCAAUGAUUAUGUCAGUCAGAACUACUCCUAUUCAUCACUGCUCACCAAGUCCGACACCGGUUAUGUGGGCUUAGUGAAUCAGGCCAUGACCUGCUACUUGAACAGUCUUCUCCAGACGCUGUUUAUGACGCCAGAGUUUCGCAAUGCUCUGUACAGGUGGGCAUUUGAGGAGUCAGAAGAAGACCCGGUCAACAGCAUCCCGUACCAGCUGCAGAGAUUAUUUGUCUUACUGCAGACCAGUAAGAAGAGGGCGAUCGAGACGACGGAUGUGACUAAGAGCUUCGGCUGGGACAGCAGUGAAGCCUGGCAGCAGCACGAUGUACAGGAGCUGUGCAGGGUCAUGUUUGAUGCACUGGAACAGAAGUGGAAGCAGACGGAGCAGGCUGACCUCAUCAAUCAGCUCUAUCAGGGCAAGCUGAAGGACUACGUCCGGUGCCUGGAGUGCGGCUACGAGAGCUGGCGGAUCGACACCUUUCUGGAUAUCCCACUUGUCAUCAGGCCCUAUGGCUCCAGCACAGCGUUUGGCAGUGUGGAAGAAGCGUUGCAUGCCUUCAUUCAGCCCGAGACACUGGAUGGUCCUAACCAAUACUUCUGCGAGCGCUGCAAGAAGAAAUGUGAUGCCAGGAAGGGCCUGCGAUUUCUGCACUUUCCUUACCUCCUGACUCUGCAGUUGAAGAGAUUCGACUUUGACUACACCAGCAUGCAUCGUAUCAAGCUGAACGACCGCAUGACCUUCCCCGAAGAGCUGGACAUGAGUCCUUUUAUCGACGUUGAAGAUGAGAAGUCCCCUCAGACAGAGAGCUGCACGGACAGCGGGGCAGAGAACGAGGGGAGCUGUCACAGCGACCAGAUGAGCAAUGAUUUCUGCACAGAUGACGCCCUGGAUGAAGGAAUUUGUCUCGAAAGCACCAACAGCGUUGACAAGCCAAACAAAUCUCUAGAAAAGAAUUCUUUGUAUGAACUGUUUUCUGUGAUGGUCCAUUCGGGCAGCGCUGCUGGCGGGCAUUACUAUGCCUGCAUCAAGUCAUUCACUGACGACCAGUGGUACAGCUUCAAUGAUCAGCAUGUCAGCCGGAUAACUGCAGAAGAUAUUAAGAAAACCUACGGGGGAUCUACAGGAAAUCGCGGUUACUACUCCAGUGCCUUCGCUAGUUCCACUAAUGCAUAUAUGCUGAUGUACCGACUGAAGAACCAAGCCAGAAAUGCAAAGUUUUUGGAGGCCUCAGAAUUUCCAGAGCACAUAAAACAUCUGGUGCAGAAAGAGAAGGAGCAGGAGGAGGAGGAGAAGCGGCAGCGGGAGAUUGAGCGCAACACGUGUAAACUGAAGCUCUUCUGCAUGCACCCGGUCAAGCAAAUCCUGAUGGAGAAUAAGCUGGAAGUUCACAAGGACAAGACCAUGAAGGAAGCCGUGGAGAUGGCCUACAAGAUGAUGGACCUGGAGGGCGUAGUUCCCCUGGACUGCUGCCGCUUGGUGAAAUACGACGAGUUUCACGAUUACUUGGAGCGCUCUUACGAGGAUGAGGAGGAUCGGUCGAUGGGGUUCCUGCUCGGUGGCGUCAAGUCCUCCUACAUGUUUGAUCUCCUGUUGGAAACCAAGCGACCGGACCAAGUGUUCCAGUUGUAUAAACCCGGAGAGGUGAUGGUGAAGGUGUAUGUGGUGGACCUGAAGACGGAAACCAUCGCUCCCCCCGUCAGUGUCCGCGCCUAUCUCAGUCAGACCAUCCAGGAGUUUAAGCAUCUUAUCUCUAAGAGCAUAGACUUGCCUCCCGAUCACAUGCGGAUCGUUCUGGAGCGCUGUUACAAUGACCUGCGUCUCCUCAGUGUGCCCAACAAAACGCUGAAGGCCGAAGGGUUCUUCCGAAGCAAUAAGGUGUUUGUAGAAAGCUCGGACUCCACCGACCACCAGCUGCCGUUUCCAGACUCUCAUCUGUGGAAGCUCCUGGACCGUCACGCCAACACCAUCAGACUGUAUGUUUCGUUACCUGAGCAUGCACCGGGCCCCCAGGUAAGCCGCCCCACCGGUCCAAGGCCAUGCGGAGAGUCGGUGCGACAGGAGGAGUUUUGUGAGCACGUGAAAGGCAGCAGCAAGUCUGUGGAAGCCAUUUUGGAGGAGAGUACUGAAAAACUGAAAUCCCUCUCUCUCCAGCGGCAGGAAGAGAGCGGGAAUGGGGACAGCAGCAAGAGCCCGGAGGGCAGCGACUUUGACAACAUUGACUCUCCACUAAACGAUGCGGAUUCCUCGGGGUCGGCCGACAACAGAGAACUCGAGAACCGGAUUCUCCCAACUGACCCCGAAAACAACUUCUUGCCAGAAGAGCGGUCGGACUCUGAUAUCAAUAAUGACCGGAGCACCAGCUCAGUGGACAGCGACAUCCUUAGCUCAAGCCAUAGCAGCGACACUCUGUGCAAUGCGGACAAUGCCCCCAUCCCCCUGGCCAACGGCCUCGACUCCCACAGCAUCACCAGCAGCCGGAGGUCCAAAGCCAGUGAAGGAAAGAAGGAGACGUGGGACACGGCCGAGGAGGACUCGGGCACCGACAGCGAAUACGACGAGAGUGGGAAGAGCCGGGGGGAGGCCCAGUACAUGUAUUUCAAGGCAGAGAGGCGGACGGGGGCGGCAGCGCCCGGGGAGGGACAAAAAUGUUUAUUGGUGAAUGUAGAUAAAAGAAUCACCCUCUCUGCUUUCAAACAGCAGCUGGAGCCCUUUGUGGGGGUCCCGUCCUCCCAGUUUAAAGUCUUCCGUGUUUAUGCCAGCAACCAGGAGUUUGAAAGCGUCCGUCUGAACGAGACCCUCUCCUCCUUUUCUGACGACAACAAGAUCACCAUCCGGCUCGGCCGGGCCCUGAAGAAAGGAGAAUACAGAGUGAAGGUAUUCCAGCUCCUGGUGAACGAGGCCGAGCCGUGCAAGUUCCUGCUGGACGCCGUGUUCGCUAAAGGGAUGAGCGUGCGGCAGUCCAAGGAGGAGCUGAUCCCUCAGCUCAGGGAUCAGUGUGGCCUGGAGCUCUCUGUAGACAGAUUCCGUUUACGGAAGAAAACCUGGAAGAACCCGGGCACAGUAUUCCUGGAUUACCACGUGUAUGAGAAUGAGAUUAGUAUUUCAAGCAACUGGGAAGUCUUCCUGGAAGUGCUGGAAGAGGAUGAGAAGAUGAAGUCCAUGUCUCAGCUGUCUCUGCUCGCCAGGAGGUGGCGGCCGUCACAGCUCGGGCUGGAUCCCUUCCAGGAGAUCGUGCUGGAGACCAACAGCGUGCUGGAGCUGAAGGAGAAGAUCUGCGAGCUCAGUGACAUAACGCUGGAGAAUUUAGAAUUUUCAAAGGGCAGAGGGACGUUUCCCUGCGACAUAUCCGUUCUGGAGAUCCAUCAGGAACUAGACUGGAACCCGAAAGUAUCGACACUGAAUGCCUGGCCCUUGUACAUCUCCGAUGAUGGCGCUGUGAUAUUUUACAGGGAUAAAACUGAGGAACUGGUGGAAUUAACGGACGAGCAGAGGAACGAGCUGAUGAAGAAGGAAAGCAGCCGGCUGCAAAAGACUGGACACCGCGUGACUUACUCCCCCCGCAAAGAGAAGGCGCUGAAGAUCUACCUGGACGGCGCCUCCAACAAAGACGCCGCUCAAGACUGAAGUGCGACGCGCCUGGCCAUCUUGGCGAGCCAUGCUGCUUGUUUUCCCAGACAGGUUCACUGCCGCUGGAGUCGCGCCUUUUGCGGGGGGGAGAGCGUGAAGCUAUGACACCAGCACUGAUUGGUCGACUGUCUCGGCCAAUCAGCAGCCUCGUAACCUUCUAGGUUCCUUGUUUGUGACUUCUAAUCAUGUUCUGCACUAUGGUCGAUGAAACUGUAAAGGGACGUGCAAAUAAGAAAGGAGAUAUAUUUAAAGAUAUAUUAAGUUAAAGCAGCCCGGGUGCAGUGGAGGAUGGGGCGUCACCCCGCUCAGGUAAGACGUCGUGCGUGGCGACAGCCCGGGGCAGCUUCAGGCUCUUAUUGAGGGGGGGAAACGAAAUAAAGCCUGGACGCUUUUAUUUUGCUGAUACACACAUUACCUCAUUGAGAGUGCGAGUCUGUAUGUGAGCGGCGAGAGCGCGGCCGGUACAAUCCCACUAGCCUGAUACUGCUGUAUACACGGGGUGAGCGGGGGAAGGGUGCCGCGCCUGGACUGAUGGGGUAUAGAGCGUGAGGCUGCUCGCUAGCAAUAGAGCAAGAUACUGCAGCAGAACUACAUGUCCCAGGAGGUAAGUGGCUUCUCUGGCAAUGAUCGGCACAGAACCUUAUCUCCAGCUGUUGCAAAACUACAACCACCAGCAUGCCCUAAAAAGUCUGCGGCUGUCAAAGCAUGCUGGGAGUUGUAGUUCUGCAACAGCUGGGAAGUCGGAUUAGAGAUCUCUUAUGAGACAUUAGCUAUUCGCUGUCACUGCAGCAUUAAAGGGGCGGUCCAGGGGUAGCAGAACAUGGGUCGCACCUGUUCGCGGCUGUAUCUGGCAUCGCACCUCUGCUCCGUGACAGGGGGCUGAGCUCCAAUACCGGACACAACCUGACAACAGGCGCCACGUUCAGAAGACGGCAGCCAUGUUUUUCGGUUCCUUGGUUUCCUGCAUUCAGAUUUCACCUUUCAUUUUCCAAAGAAGUUCUGAAAAGUUAAAUCUGAUUGUUUGCAAUGGGCAACUAAAUCCGUUUUCCUUUACCGCGCUCCUCCAUGUUUUAGUUUCUCAUCAUUUUUAACCUCCAUGCUUGCUGUCAGUGAAUGGGAACAUGUGGCUGAACCUGUCCUUAUCUGGUCCUGCUUACAGAGGUGCACGUCUCGUCACAAUGAGUCCUAGUCUCUUCUCUAAGGGCUCAUCUACACGGCCGUGUAUAUUUUGCAGUCCGCAAAAAUUACGGACGACGUCCGCGUGCAUUCCGUAUCUUGCGGAAUAGAACAGCUGGCCCCAUGUACUAUUUUAUUGCGCAACAGAAAUUGAAUGCACGCGGAGUAACUUCCGUUUUGUUUGCUGACCAAUUGAAAUUAAUGGUUCCACAUACGGGCCACAAAGAAAACACGUUCGUGUGCAUGAGCCCUAAGGGCAAGGCCACAGUUGGUGGUCGUUGGCAGCCAAAAACUGCACCAAUGUGAUUUUAUUUUAUUUUUUUCCGCAGGCAGCAGUUUUAUUAGUCAUGCUGCCAUUAAAGGGGUAUUCCCAUCACAACGAGCAAAGGGUCCCCUGGUAAUGAGGUUCUGUGAAUAUAUUGGAUAAGCAAAUUCCCAACCUUCUUGAUCCAAUUCUUUCCCUCCUGCCUCGUUGUUGUCCUUUGGUUUCCCAUAGUUACAGCCACCGCUCGCCUGCCAAUACCAUGGGCCGCGCUUGCGCAGGUGAAGCGGUUCAUCCACAGUGCUAGUGGGGGAGGGAAGACAGAUGCUUAUGGGCUAAUGUGUAAUAGUAAAUUACUGUUUUGCUGCACAGAAUGGGGUUGUGAAAGAUAAGACCGGUUCUGUGUGUAAAACUGUAUUAGACUGCAGGACAGUGACAUGUUACUGUCUAUCGUGGCUCUGAGUGGUGAUUCUACAGCAGGGGGAGGGGCCUCACAGACACUGCUGGCUGCCAGACUGAUGACUCAUACUAUCCACAUGAAGUGUGAUGUCAUAAGGAGGCGUGGCCAGCCUUCACUCAAUCUGCCUAAGCCCACCCAGCCUUAGCAGCAGGAAACCAGGAAGUGACCGGCAGAGGCGGCUGCAGGGGAGGAGGAAAUGGCAAGAUGGGAAUACCCCUUUAACUAUUUAAAGACUGUGAUUUGCCGUACACACUCAUGUCGGCGCACGUUUUGACCGCACUUUGGCUGUCCGUAGCCCAGUAAACCCUAAACAGCAGCUGUGUGAGCAGGACUGGGUCAAGACAGGUUAUUGGGGUGUAGACAGUGAAGAUUUCUAUUCACUGACACAUUGCAGAGGUAGAGCACACAAUAACGUUAUUUUGGACAGCCCCUUUAACGUGAGUCUCCUCAAUAGUGGGAGCCCUCGUCUGCCUGAUAGGGUGGGCAGCAUGCACACAUUAUGUAGCCUUGUGGGCCUGCUGGGACUGCUAGUUCUGCAGCGGCUGGAGAUGCGCUGGUUGCCUCGCUUUCCAAUAGAGUUAUCUUCUACUGUGUUUCCUUCAGAGUGUAAAUAGAGAUAUUUCCCCCCUUGUCCCCGAUCCAGCAGUGGCCCCUGGACCCCCACAGAUCUACACUGUGUACAUGGACAGUUCAGC
Messenger RNA from Bufo bufo (common toad), 6823 nucleotides. RefSeq names its product ubiquitin specific peptidase 47 (gene USP47). The transcript is spliced from 29 exons. NCBI's taxonomy places the organism in Eukaryota, Metazoa, Chordata, Amphibia, Anura, Bufonidae. Gene Ontology annotation, molecular function: cysteine-type endopeptidase activity; cysteine-type deubiquitinase activity. The coding region runs from base 109 to 4227 and encodes 1372 amino acids. Gene Ontology annotation, biological process: protein deubiquitination. The record is from RefSeq and is a predicted model, not a curated record. Gene Ontology annotation, cellular component: nucleus; cytosol.